Molecule: messenger RNA, 1647 nt
Organism: Bombus pascuorum
Lineage: Eukaryota; Metazoa; Arthropoda; Insecta; Hymenoptera; Apidae
Exons: 4
Coding region: 1165-1575 (136 amino acids)
Source: RefSeq, a predicted model, not a curated record
UGUGUGUGUGUGUGUGUGUGUAACGUCAUAGCCUUGCGGUUUCCCAUAACGUACAGGGAGCCAUACAUUUACGAACUUUUAUGUAUUAACGCAGCCUUGAGGUUCGCGUAGCACGGUAACUGAUAGUUCGAAGUCCACCUUAAACUAUAGGUCCUACAUGCCCUUCAACGGUACCAAAAAUCAUUCUUGCUUACUCUCCGAGUCGUACCUAAGCCAAUUAAAAUACUAGUGCUUGAUGCCGAAAAACAAAUGCCUUGGAGCACUAGAGCCCAUGUAAGCAAAUACCACAAUGAUACAUGUGUAACGUAUAACCUAAAGUAAUCGCUAAUGACUUCAUAGUUCAUACGAUUUUAGAUAAAUAACAAACGGUCAUGAUCGUGUACACACUUUUGUUUUCUUUCUACUCAUCUUUCGUUUCUAUUGGAAUGUAUGGCGGCCUAGUGACAACUUUUAUCACUCAUCGUGGAGCAGCGUAGUGGUCAAUAAGUGAACUAAUAUACAUAAAAUGAUGACAUUCUACAGAAAUUGGGUGAUUUGCUGGACUCACGGUCAUAUAAAUAGAUCUGAGCACUCCUUACUGAAAACAUUAAUGAAACUUUCUGUCUUUUGAAUUGAAUCGAAAAAGACUGAGAUGAGGACCAAGGAAAGGUCUCGUUCUGCGUAUGCACAACGCUGGUAACAUGUAUACUUUGAUAAUUUAUUCGUUUUCCCGGGUGUUUCAGUUUUCAUAAUAUAUUGCACACUUCCCCCAAUGGUGGCGUUUCUCUCCUAUUCUCUCCUAUAUUGCCUCCUUAUAGGUACACACAUAUAUAUAUACAUAUGUAUAUACAUACUAUGAAUGUUCAACAGAAACACUAUCCAUCUCUAUCUGUCUUGCAAGAACGUGGACUUUGUUAAUCUUUCACCUUAAUUUUUAAUGAUUAGACACGACUCAAUUUAUAGACGGUUUUCCCUAGCAAAUGUCAAGACUUGCUUAUAUGAUCGUAUUGUGGUUUUUAGACUCCAGGGAUAAUAACUAACAAUUUAGCUUGGAAUUCCCCAAGUUCCUGAACGGCUACACAACAGCACCAACCAAUCAGAAUUAAGACACUAGUGAAUUUUACUAGAUGUAUCCAACUUGAUUUUAUUUUCUAAUCUAUGUAGAAUUCAUACGAAGAUAGUAAAAUGUCAAGGAAGAAACAUAAUGUAUCGUAUAUUAAGCCGAAUGAGCCAAAAUUUUUACGUGAAUUAAAGGAACAAAUCGGAUACAAGGAAGGACCUACAAUCGACACAAAGAGAGAAGUAUUACCACAAGAUUCAGACAAUGAAGAAGAACAUGAAGAAGACAAGCCUGUUGUAGUUGUAUUAAAUUCUGAACACUUGAGUGCAGAACAAGCAGAGACAUAUAAGAAAAAGAAAGGAGAAGAGGAAGCUAAUACUCCAGCAGAUUUAUCUAAAAGAAUUAUAUUCAAGAAAAACAAAAUAACAGAGGCAGAAUCAGAUAAAGCAGAUAAACCAUUGAAAAAGAAGAUUAAAAAAUCAAAACAAGAGAAAGUUGUAUUAUCGUUUAGUGAUAAUGAUGAAGAAUAUUCGUAACAUUGCUUAUGUAUGUCAAAUGCAUUUAUAAUUAAAAUAUAUAAAAUAAAAAUGACUGUACAAGAUCUCAAA